AUGUCGUCGUACGCAUGGAAUCUUCAGAUAAGAUCCCAAUCUCUGACGUUUGCGUGGCUUUUACGACAGGCAGAGAACGUUUGUCCUCUUCCUCAUCAAAUCAGAAGUCUUGUUGAGCCUAGCGGAGUCGUAUGUUACCAAAAUGGUGGCGUGACCGAUCUCACUAAGAAAGCCCUCAAGUCCUUUGUGAGAGUAAACAAGUCAGCCGAAUGCGAGGCUUCCCUGACGAGGAUACAGAGUAAAUGCGAGAUAGACGCUUUGAUUAACGUGGUGGUCCCCUUGGUUCCCAAGGAAACGAUGGCCACACGUAUUGAAACUCAGACAAGAAGAAACCUGGCCGCCAUUCGGUGUACCCUAUCCAAGUUGGGAAGUCUUGCACCGGCUUGUGGAAGUGUGAAAGACCUUCGGAUAUACCAGCUUGUGUCGGAGCUUAUACAGAAACAGCCGUUUAAGCUCCGAGGCGACGUGGAUUUUCGAAACUUUUUCUGACGUCAUGACUUAAACAUAUCUUUCAACUUAGACUUCAACAUUGCUUUGUCUAAUCUUUGAAAACAGGAUGAAAUCUGCAUUAAAAAUUAGUUGACUAAAUCUUUACUCCAUAAACAUAUAUUAUCCAUAAACAGAUUGAUCGCGUCAUCCUUAAACACUUAUUUUCCUCGCAUGAUAAGGUUUUUGUCGCGUGCAAUGAUAUUGAUGUUCCGCAAUCUA
This is a messenger RNA of Mizuhopecten yessoensis (Yesso scallop), 708 nucleotides long. RefSeq lists its product as uncharacterized. Lineage: Eukaryota; Metazoa; Mollusca; Bivalvia; Pectinida; Pectinidae. Bases 1 to 489 code for a protein of 162 amino acids. The transcript is spliced from 4 exons. The record is from RefSeq and is a predicted model, not a curated record.